Elgaria multicarinata webbii is the source of this 1004-nucleotide messenger RNA. It is a transcript of the gene SPTSSB, whose product is annotated as serine palmitoyltransferase small subunit B. Gene Ontology annotation, cellular component: serine palmitoyltransferase complex. The coding region runs from base 127 to 369 and encodes 80 amino acids. The transcript has 2 exons. NCBI's taxonomy places the organism in Eukaryota, Metazoa, Chordata, Lepidosauria, Squamata, Anguidae. Gene Ontology annotation, biological process: endoplasmic reticulum organization; ceramide biosynthetic process. Gene Ontology annotation, molecular function: serine C-palmitoyltransferase activity. The record is from RefSeq and is a predicted model, not a curated record.
AGUUCUCAAACCUCUCUCUGCAGUGAAGAGUUGAGCCAGCAAAGAAGUUUGGAGCAUCAUUUAUCUGACGUGUAGCACCCUUGGGAGCAUUGAGGUUAGGUUCCCUGAAGCCCACCUGAGCCAGCAAUGGAUCUGAAGCGAAUGAAGGAUUACAUCUAUUGGUUGUAUUAUCAGUAUCUCCUGGUCACCUGCAGCUAUGUCCUGGAGCCCUGGGAACAAUCCAUGUUCCACACCAUCACAAUCACCGUUGUUGCUAUGGUGGUCUACACGGCUUACGUCUUCAUCCCCAUCCACAUCCGCCUGGCUUUCGAGUUCUUCUCUCAGAUAUGCGGAAGCCAACCUGAAAGUACUGUCUCACUUAUGAACUAAGCCUGCCGACACCUUUGCAUUCUGCGAAGAGAUCGUCUUCCUCAAAUAUUGUCUUCCUCAAGUCUGCCUAUGUUUGCUUUCUAAGCAGUUUUGAAUCUGUGGGUUCAUGAGUGCGCAUGCGUGCACACACCCCACCUCCUCUUCAACAAAGCCAGGCUAUCCUUGCACUGACCACUGGCUAGCUAGUUCUCCUUGAAAUGCACAUGCAGCUUCUAUUUUGUUAAAGUAACAUGUCUGUUUAGUAACAGAGGUGGCAGGCCUCCAUCAAAUGCAAGUAUCUCUUCUUUUAAUGCCUAUUCUGUCUGUUCCCUUAUUACACUAGAAAACUAUGACUUGUUCAAGCUUGCAUGCCUUCCACUCGCCUGUUUUACACGCCAUAUAUCUUGAGGUUUUCUUUUUAAAAAAUUUCCCAGCAGUGUAUGAAGGGUAACAGGAAAACUAUUACAAUUGUUACAUUUGAAGCUAGUCCUUUCGAAAGUGAUGCUUUUUAUAAAGGUUCAGUAACUUAUUCCUCUUGUGAUGCUAUUCCCGUUUCCCCAGUUCCCCACUGGCAAUAUAUAAAGUUACUAUUCUAGAAAGAGAAUUUCAUAAGGAGUCUUGGCUUAAAGCCGGGAUGAGCAAUACGUGCAACAGGG